AUGCCUGAAGACGAAGAGAUUGGAGUAUGCAGUCGCUACAUUUUGCGAUCCGAUUAUAUCGAAGAAGUCAAAAACCUAAUGAAAAAGAGUCAUGGUCGCGAGUUGUCGGGCACAUCUAACCCCAUGAUCAUCAGCGAACUCUUCAAGGAGCAGUAUAAGCCUUGGCAAGGGCUCGUGGACAAAGUCAGGGAACAAGUCCUUCAUGCCACAGACGAGGUGACAAAUGCGAUCGUCACGCAUGUGGCCGCCGAGGACACCGUCCCCGGUAUCCUCUCUAUCCUGCGCAAUGCAAGAACCAACUCUAUUCGUGACCUUGACGCCAAAUUUGAAACUCUACUUGAGCCCCAUCUCAACGGGCAUCCCAUUACAUAUGACCAUUACAUGACUGACAAUGUGCAGAAAGCACAGGAACGACGGCGCACCCAGGAGCUUGAAAAGGCAUUUCGAGACCUGGUGGGUGCUGAGAAUUUCAAGAAGGCUAUACCAAACUAA
Messenger RNA from Beauveria bassiana ARSEF 2860, 492 nucleotides. RefSeq names its product Dynamin family protein. The record is from RefSeq and is a predicted model, not a curated record. Lineage: Eukaryota; Fungi; Ascomycota; Sordariomycetes; Hypocreales; Cordycipitaceae. The transcript is spliced from 2 exons. Bases 1 to 492 code for a protein of 163 amino acids.